UUGUUACCUUUUUAUGAUCAGAGGUAGGAGACUUGAAGGGAUAAAACUUGUGGUGAGUUCACCACACUACCUUAUUUGCUAGGUGUAAAAAUGAGACAGAAAUAACACGAGGCUUUAGAUGAAAAAGCAGUUCAAAAAUGUGCCAAUCAGAGAUAUUUUCAUAACAUAAAUUCAAAAGAUUAGUAAUUGAGAAAACAGCCAUUCAUGUGUUAAUACUGGUUGAGAAAAGUCUGAAGUUUCAUUAGAAGAUCCCUGAGGAAAUAGUCACAGACAUAAAGCUAACAUUCUUUAUCGGAUGAAAUUGAUGAUGAGAGUGCCUGGACCAUCCCCAAGAGGAAUAUAACCAGAGGAUCAUUUUAGAAUUCUAGAGAUAUUCACAGAAUCUCCAAUUCUUCUUUAUCUCACUCUUGGUGAUACAAAGAUAUUGCAUUUGAACUGUCCUUGUCCAUUUCCGCAUACGUUUGAUCAGUCCAGUUACCACCAUGAAUGAGGAACCAAUGAAUUCAAGCAGCUUCUAUGAUGACUUUACUGAAGUGACUAGCAGUACAGACUACUUUAUUGGUGAUGCAGUCCUAUGUGUUAUGGAGGAAGUCAGAAAAUUCACAACAUUAUUUGUACCAGUUGCAUAUUCCCUCAUCUGUGUCUUUGGGCUCCUGGGAAACAUUUUAGUGGUGAUCACCUUUGCUUUCUACAAGAAAGCCAAAUCCAUGACUGACGUCUAUCUCCUUAACAUGGCCAUAGCAGACAUAUUGUUCAUCCUUACUCUCCCAUUCUGGGCUGUAAAUCAUGCUACAGGCUCAUGGAAGUUUAGCAACAUUAUGUGCAAACUGACUACAGGUAUAUAUGCCAUCAACUUUAAUUGUGGAAUGCUUCUUUUGACCUGUAUCAGCCUGGACAGGUACAUUGCAAUUGUGCAGGCAACCAAGUCUUUCAGGCUUCGAACCUGGACAUUAGCAUAUAGUAAGAUGAUCUGUUUGAUGGUAUGGUUAUUUUCAAUCAUAAUCUCUAUUUCAACGUUUGUAUUCAACCAAAAAUAUACAAUACAGGGGAGAGAUGUGUGUGAAGCCAAAUACCACACGACCUCUGAGGCAGUCAAAUGGAAAAUACUCAUUUUGGUUCUCCAGCUUCUCUUUGGUUUCUUUAUCCCUUUGUUGUUCAUGAUAUUUUGCUACAUGUUCAUUGUCAAAACUUUAGUGCAGGCCCAUAAUUCUAAGAGGCAUAAAGCCAUUCGGGUGAUUAUUGUGGUCGUCCUUGUCUUUUUGGUCUGCCAAGUGCCCCAUAAUAUGGUUCUUCUUGUGGUUGCAUCCAAUAUAGGUCGGCUUCGAUCCUGUAGUGAUGAGAAGCUUAUAUCCUAUACAAGGAGUGUCACUGAAGUUCUGGCUUUCCUGCACUGCUGCCUCAACCCUGUGCUUUAUGCAUUCAUUGGACAAAAAUUUAGGAAUUACUUCCUGAAGAUCAUGAAGGACCUGUGGUGUAUGGGCAAGAAGCAUAAAUUGACGGGCUUCUCUUGCUCUAAGAUGCAUUCAGAAACCUACAUUUCUAGACAGACUAGUGAAACUUAUGAGAAUGAGAAUGCUUCAUCUUUUACCAUGUAGUAUGCUACAGAUGAAAUAAUCAUGACAAGCUUUAAAAAAUGAUGUCAAUGAAUUUCCUUAUCAUCCAUACGAUAGGCAGUUCUUGAUUGUCUACAAAUAGUGAUGAAGAGUAAUAUAGAUCACUGAAAACCACAGGAAAAAAAAUCAAAAGACUCAAGCCUAUUUUAGUCAAUAGGUUAAAACCUCUUUUUUAAACAAAUCUCUUUCUAGUCUACCAACAUUUACUUGCUUAACCUUCCAUUUCUUUUAUUCCUCCACAUACUCUCAAGCAUUAACAUGAAGAUAAACAUUUAAAAUACAAGUAGAAGGAAGACGCAAGCAAGCAGAUCGGGUUUUACAAGCUAGGAAAAAAAAAAUGGUUCCUGUUAAGAAGUGGUUAUGCUAGGACAACUGCAUGGAUCAGUGGACAGAGUCAGACCUAAAGACAGGAGGUCCUAGGUUCAAAUCUGGAUUCUGAUACUUCCUAGCUGUGUGACCCUGGGCAAGUCACUUAACCUCAAUUGCCUAGUCCAUACCACUCUUUUGCCUUGGAGCUAAUACUUAAUAUCAUUUCUAAGACAGAAGGUAAGGGUUUAAAAAAAAAGUGGUUCUAUUAAAAGCAAUCAAAUGAAUAUUAGGUUGAGAGCUAGGAGGAAUUUUAAGAGUUAUCUAGCCCAACCCAGUUAUAUAAAGAUAUGGAAACUGAGAUCCAGAGAGAUUAAGAUACUUGCCCAAGAUCACACAGGUAAUACAGGUUAGAACUGGGAUUUGACCCAGCCCUCUUUCCAAAGUAGUUCAUGAGCCUCUGUGGAAAAGACAGUUAACAUUAUAGUGGAUUGAAAAAACUAAAACUAAAACAACAUAACCUGGCAUUGAAAGAAUGCUAAUUUCCCUGGUUAGUACCUGUUUCAUAAAUAAUGUGGAAAUUGGCUAAAAUUACUCAUUUUAAAAACCUUAUGUGCUAAUAAGUUUUUAAAAAAAUAACUUGGUUUUAUAAUUAAUGAGCUUUUCUGAGGCAGAGUAGAAAUACCCCCCCCCCCAUAUCAUAUAGUAGGAAGAUUGGAGAAUUCUGAUUAUUAACUCCCAAAUUAGUCAUUAUAUACAUAGUAUUCAACUUCCUAUUGAUUCUUUAAAUGAUCUUACUCUGAAAAGGAAGUUUGUUCUGAUUUCUUUUCUAUUUUUUAUUCAAAGAUAUUAUCUUUUCCUAGUGAUGUGUGAUAAUAACUUUCAACAUAUGUUUUAUGAAAUUAUAAAAUCCUAUUGUCUCCUUUCCUUUCUUCCCUCCCCACUUUUAGAGAGAGUAAGCAAUUUGAUCUGGAUUAUACAUCUAUUUUCAUGCAAAACAUUCUUCCAUAUUGAUUAUUGUAAGAGAAUAGUCCUAUAGCUAAAAACCCCAAAUAAAACCAUAAGUAAACUAAUGUGAAAGAUAGUAUGUUUUGAUCCGCAUUCCGACUUCAACAGCCCUUUCUCUGGAGGAUAGCAUUCUUUGCCAGAAGUCCUUGAGGAUUGUUCUGGAUCACUGUAUUGCUGAGAGUAGCUAAAUAUUACACAGUUGAUCAUCAUACAAUAUUGUGGUCACUAUGUACAGUGUUCUCUGAGUUCUGCUUAUUUCACUCUAUAUCCAAUUUAUUUUCAAUUACUCUUUCCACUAUGUCUGCGAAGUUCCAUAAUCCAAAGUUUUUCUCAAAGCAGUAUGUUAAUAUAGAAUAAUCAUUAGGAAAUCAACACCAAUAUUCUUUGAGAAAAAUGUUGGAAUGUGUAUUAAUGAGAAAUAUUUCACGUAAUACUGGAUUACUUUUAUAAUACUUUUUAAAGAUGAUGCCUAAAGAUUCAAGAAAUGUAUUUUAGAUGAGUUUUUAAAAUAAAAUCUUAUUACACAUUUUUAAAAGGCUGUUUUUACUAGACUAAUGUCUGUUGCUGAAUGAGUACACUGAUGGCUGCAUUGACAUAUGAGAGUUUGGGAAGUUUUCACUGCCUUCAAUCAAUGGGUAUAUGGAAAGUUGUCAACAGAUAACUUUAGUCAAAGAGAAACAAUAGCUUAUUCAGAUAGUUCCUGAUAUAUGACUAAGAGUAUGAAUAUGAUUUUUAAAAAGAAAUGUGUUAUUUGGAAACUAGGUCACAGAUGCCUCCUCUAUAGACAUGACUGAGGAAUAGUCAUCUAUAUCCAUUAAUUUUCCUGGUAAAUGAGAAGGCAGGGUUUUGUUUUUGUUUUUGUUUUUGUUUGGUGAGUUGGAGAUAUUUUAAUAAUUUUUGAUGGAAAUCA
Molecule: messenger RNA, 3837 nt
Organism: Monodelphis domestica (gray short-tailed opossum)
Lineage: Eukaryota; Metazoa; Chordata; Mammalia; Didelphimorphia; Didelphidae
Gene: CCR6
Product: C-C motif chemokine receptor 6
Biological process (GO): G protein-coupled receptor signaling pathway; thymocyte migration; positive regulation of dendritic cell chemotaxis
Cellular component (GO): external side of plasma membrane; membrane
Molecular function (GO): C-C chemokine receptor activity; C-C chemokine binding
Source: RefSeq, a predicted model, not a curated record